Sus scrofa (pig) is the source of this 11256-nucleotide messenger RNA. RefSeq names its product trinucleotide repeat containing adaptor 6C (gene TNRC6C). The record is from RefSeq and is a predicted model, not a curated record. Gene Ontology annotation, cellular component: nucleoplasm; P-body. Lineage: Eukaryota; Metazoa; Chordata; Mammalia; Artiodactyla; Suidae. Gene Ontology annotation, molecular function: protein binding; RNA binding. Gene Ontology annotation, biological process: miRNA-mediated post-transcriptional gene silencing; positive regulation of nuclear-transcribed mRNA poly(A) tail shortening.
GAUUCGACCCCUAUCCUGGGAACCUCCAUAUGCCACAUGUGUGGACCUAAAAAAAAUAAAUAAAAUAAAACAACCAGACGGUUUUAGAAAAGUCCAGCAGAGUGCUCCCAGCCCAGAGGGAGCUAGACUGAAGGCUCGGGAAGGGAGUUUGGGGCAUGCAGUUGAGGACAGGGUUCAUGUUUUUAAACUAGAAGAGGGUGGCUGUGUAAAAAACAAAAAUAGAAUCUCUGUAUGGGAGAGAGUCCAAGAGGAACGGUUAGGGACUCUGGAAAAAGCAGCUCACAAGAAGUUAAAUGUCCUCACGCACUACCCAGCUCUGCCGCAAACAUUGACAUGGUGCUAAAGCAAGUGGCGUCACUGUUUUGACCUAAGGUCGGGGUGGGAUGGGAGAUAAGGGUCCUGAAGAGCCAAAUCCACAGCCAUCCUUAAAGACUGAAUCGUUGAUGUCUCAGAUGGAUGUCAAGGAAUAGGGAGCCCAGCAUUUUUAAAGGCACACAACUACAUAGUCUUAAGAGGGAAUGAUAAACUGUUAACCUGUUAGCUCCGAGGACAGAGCCUGGGCACUGAAGAAGGAAGAGUCUGUCUUUUGGUUGUACUGUUUAUGUUUUCCUAUGAGCAUGUACUACUCUGUAAAUAAAAACAAGGAGUUCCCUUGUGGCACAGCAGCUUACAGAUCCAGCAUUGUCACUGCGGUAGCUUGGGUCGCUCCUCUGGCAUGGGUUUGAUCCCUGGCCCAGGAACUUCCACAUGCUGCAGGCACAGCCAAAAAUAAACAUAAAAUAAAAUCAAGAUUUAAUGUUGGUUUUUUAAAAUUAUUAAUGAAAAAGUUAAUUUGGCAGAAAUUGUACACCAGGAGUUAGCGGCAGAAGAAAUCAGUGCUAGUUAGGAAGAAACUAGAUAAAACUUUUUUAAAGUUUAUGCACUUGAAUUGUGCUUUGUCAUAGAAACAUGAGUUCCGGCAGGGAAGGGUAAGAUAUCGCAUGGCUGCAUGGACUCUUUUAUUUACAGCAUUUUAUUUUACUGGCACAGUAAAACCGUAACUGUACUGCUGGGAGAAUAGAUGGUUCUAAUUAAUUUAAUUUUCAGAGUAAUAAAAUUAAGAAAUCAUUUUUAUGCCAUCUUCUGUAGAUCACCUUUUUACAAUGUAGCUAGCUCUGCUUGCCUACUUUAUUAAGUUCAAGAUCUGAAGAUAAUUUAGGGCGGUCAUUAUGCUCUAGAUUAAGAAAAGAUAACGGUAGAGGCGGGCAGCCACUGCAUUCCCUGGGGUGCAUCGUGUUCCCUUCUUCCCUAGACAUGCGGCAGCAGUGUGGUGAUUACAGCACCAACCCAGCACUCAGAGGAGAGCUGGCCUGUAACGUGCAAGACUAUUUGAAUAAGGUCCCUUAGUGUCUCUGCACCUUUUAACAUGAAAAUACUCCGAAAAGAUGUCACCUAAGACCGUGAAUAAUAAUCACCUUCCAAGCUUGGUAAAUGUUCUGACCUUUUAAAAAGUUUCUCAGCCCUGGCUGAUCGUUGGAGUCAUCAGGAAGCUUUUGAAACUGCUGAUGUCUGAGUUGUGUGCCCAGAGGUUUCACCAAAAAGGGUUGCAGCCUUGGCAUUGGAGGUUUUUAAAACUUUCCAGGUGGUUCCUCUUUUUUUUUCCCUUCCCAUGGCUGCACCCCUGGUAUAUGGAAGUUCCUUGGCCAGGGACUGAACUCGCACCACAGCAGUGACCCCAGCUCCUUCAGUGACAACAUGGGAUCCUUAACCCUCUGCCCCAUAAGACACCUCCCCCAGGUGAUUCAGAUGAGCAGCCAAGAACCACCCUUUGAAAGGAGGAGUCUAAGUCCGUCCCACCCCCCUUCCCCGCCCCAUGUUGAUUUAACUCAUUUUUAUUACGGUGAUACUCAAAUAUGGACAGACUGACACCAGGUUGAGAUUCCUUGUGCAUUUAGUAGUUUAUGUAAGUCACAUUUACAAAUUAAAAACAAACUCCAAAAUUAAUAAACAGCAGCGACGUGUGGACAGUGACAUUCUGCUGAGGCUUUAUUGUGUGUGUAAUAUUCCUUCUGCUGGUCGGUCAAGCCCUCCUUCCCACCUGUAUGCAUAUGGGCCCUCUCGGGAGGUAGAAGUCACGUGGUGAUGUAAACAGGGAGAGUUUAUUCUCGAGAAAUUAAACUGCAUGCUAGCCAGGGCUGAGGAAGGACUGCUGGAAGCUGGCCCCUCCUGGGGCCGGGGAAGGACUGCUGGUCACCGAGAGUGAGCCUCCACCCUGGGAAAGCCACAGCCGGUAGCCCGGUGCUCGGGCUCACAGGAGCCCUUGUGGUGGCCCUCCUGGUGCCAGACUGCAUUUGGUGGCCAGUGCACAGGUGUGCAGAGGAGAUAGGAGUGUAAGCAUCAUGGGCACGGGGCAUGUGGCAUCCCCAUCAGAAGGGUUAUAGCCAUGUCGCUGGGAGAGGACCACAGAGACUGGUGUGGGAGAGGAGCGAGCAGUGGGUGCCUGUAGUGGUGACAGUAUCAUGGCAAGGUGACCCUUGAUCAAGCCAGAGCUACAAGGUUGCUAAGAGACUGCCCUUUGUGGGCCCACAGCUGGGGUCCUCACCAAGAGCCCUGAGAGCCGCGUGCUUGCCCCGCCCCGAUGCACAGAGCAGCCAGAGACUGUGGGACAGUGCCUUCCUCCUGCAGAUCCUCCUAGCACCCUUCUCUGGGACACCUCCGCAUUGCAUUUGUGGGGGGGACAGCUGUUGGUUACUGCAGAGUGAGUGCUAAAGGGUGACCCAAGCUCCAGGCAGUAAACGGAUAACUGACACCACACCCUGUCCCAACCAGACAGGUCUGCAGGAUGUAAGCCAUAGCUCACGGGCUGUCUCUUCCAGCGUGGCUCUGUGCCACAUCCACUGUGCCCUUAUCGUGGCUCCCUGUGCCGUGCAGGGAUCAUUGUUUAAAAAACCAUUGGCUUGUCAAACAAAUGGAAAGUGUGUACAUAAGCAUCCCCUCCCAAGACUGAUUUGGUUGGGCUAGGGUGGGACCCAGGCAUCUGUACUUAAAAGGGUGGGGCCCAGGAACCCUCACUUACUGGGGUGGGACCCAGGAACCUUCACUUUUGAUGGGGUGGGACCCACAAAGCCACACUUUACUAGGUAGAUUCUGGUGAUGGUGGUCCCUGAGCAGCACUGUGAGCUGUGGUGUAGGUCACAGAUGUGGCUCAGAUCGCACGUUGCUGUGGCUCUGGUGUAGGUGAGCAGCUGUAUCUCUGAUUCAACUUGUAGCCUGGGAACUUCCAUAUGCUGUGGGUGCAGCCCUAAAAAGCAAGAAAAGAAAAAGAAAAAAAGAAAUGCUGGCUGGGCUGGACUGCAGGAACUGUGUCUUUCUGACUUUGUACCCUUGGUGCCCAGUACACUGCGUGGUAGGAGGUGGGCGUUCAGCAGAUGUGGGCCAAGUGAAUGACCCACACGUGUCCGAGCCACCUGCCCUCGUGCUUAGAGGAGCGGAGCCUGUGGUGACGCGAAUGACUGCACGGAACCCCUCGGAGGGUCCUUCUUUACACCGCGUGUGAAACUCUGACCUAAACCUUAAUGCAGCUCAUGCGUUUUCUUUUUUUGAUCCAACAUGGACAUUAUACUAAUUCCACUUUCCUCUAAUUUUAAUAGGGAGAAAGAACAAGAAACACAAAAAGAGGAACGUUUGAUGGAAGAAAAGAAAAAGAAAAAGCAGGAAGAAAAGAAAAAGAAGGAAGGUGCUCAGAAAAAGGCUGCUGAUCAAAAAACCAAAGUGCCAGAACCUACUAAGACCUGUCCAGGCCAGCCCCAACCUGCCGGGACCAGUUCCAGUACUUCCACCAGCACUCUCUCCAGCAGCAGCAAUGGCAAACGUGCGUCCGCCGGCGGCCAGCAGCCAGCUGCAUCCCGUUACCUGCCUCGCGAGGUGCCUCCCCGCUUCCGCCAGCAAGAACAGAAGCAGCUGUUAAAGAGAGGUCAGCCACUGCCCACCGGGGCUCUGACCAGCGGGAGCCCCACCCAGGGUGCGGGGCCUGCGGGGCUGAGCCCUCCCCCGCUGCCUGGAGCCGGAGCGCCGCAGCACCCCAGCAAGCCCCAAGCAGAUCUCGGUCACAGUGGACUGCCCGAUCAUUAUGACAGUUCGCCCUGGGGACAGCCGCCCACCUACAGAAGCGAAGCCCCCUGCAGCUGGGAUAAAGUGAUCGUCGCCAGGACUGACACGGAGGCGUGGCCUUCCCUCACAGGAGCAGAGACGGAAUCUGCCUCAGAAUGCACCACGGACACUGACUCUGCCUCCAACUGUGGCUCGGAGAACAGUAGCAUGGCUACAGGGGGUGCCCAGGGCGGCUUCACUGGACAGACCAAGAAGCCCAACGGCAAUAAUGGCACCAGCGGCGCCCUCGUCCACAGCCCUCCCGGCCAGAGUGCCCUCGGAGCGGGGGCAGCGAACAGCAGUGGACCUGCGGCCAGGGCGUGGGGCGUUGCCGCGGGCCCCGGCUCUGGCCUGGCUCACUGCCCCCUGGGCGGCGGGGAGGGGAAGCUGGCCAGCGUGAUCGGAGAUGGGAGGGGUCAGAACUGCUGGGGGGCUUCCACCUCCGGCGCCGGCAUUAACCUUAACCUUAACCCCAAUGCCAACCCAGCUGCCUGGCCUGUACUUGGACACGAGGGGACUGUGGCGACAGGCAACCCUUCCAGUAUUUGCAGUCCAGUCAGUGCCAUAGGUCACAACGUGGGCACCCAGAACGGGAACCCAGCGGGCACUUUAGGUGCUUGGGGAAGCUUGCUGCCGCAGGAGAGCCCAGACCCACCCACGUCCACCUCUCCGAGUGUGUCUUUCAGCGUUCCACCUCAGACCCUUAACACUGAUGGACCAGCUAACACUAACCCCGCGAGCGCUCCUCCAAACCCCGUCAAUGCAGUGCAGGCGAACGGCCUGCCAAACUGGGGCGUGGCGGUCGGCGUGGGGGCCGUCCUCCCGCCCCACCUGCAAGGCCUUCCUGGUGCUAACGGAUCGUCAGCUUCUCAAGUCAGCGCGGGGGGGGGCGAAGGAGUCAGCACUUCUGUGUGGGGCCUGUCCCCAGGCAACCCCGCCCCAGGAAAUAGCAGCUCUGGGUUCAGUCAGGGGAAUGGAGACACUGUGAACGCAGCAUUAAGUGCUAAGCAGAACGGAUCCAGCAGCGCUGUGCAGAAGGAAGGAAACGGAGGGAACGCGUGGGAUGCGGGACCUCCUGCUGGUCCCGGAAUCCUCGCCUGGGGCAGGGGCAGUGGCAGCAGUGGCGUCGGUAACAUCCAUUCAGGAGCUUGGGGCCACCCCGGCCGAAGCACCGCUGCCAACGGCGUGAAUGGGGAGUGGGGCAAGCCCCCGAACCAGCACUCCAGCGGCGACAUCGGCGGGAAAGGAGCCGCAGGGUGGGAUGGUCCGAGCGCUGGCAGCCAGAACCCUGCCGCGCCGCCCGGCAGCGAGCACGUGGCCUCUUGGGCCAAAGCCGCCUCUUCUGGAACCACGGCAAGUGACGGAAGCAGCGACGGUUCUGGCGGUCACGGCGAAGGGGGCGCUGGGAGGGAGGGAGCAGAAGGCCGAAGGCGAGACAAAGGGACGCCAGACCAAGGGCACCUCCAGUUGCCAAGGAGCGAUCUUGACCCGAGGGUUCUGUCCAAUUCUGGUUGGGGACAGACUCCAGUGAAGCAAAACACUGCCUGGGAAUUUGAGGAAUCCCCUAGGUCUGAGAGGAAGAGUGACAAUGGGACGGAGGCCUGGGGCUGUGCGGCUCCUCCGCCUUCACACUCAGGGGGGAAGAACGAUGGGUCCAUCACCAACAGUACAAAUACCUCUUCAGUAUCUGGGUGGGUCAGCUCACCCCCUGCUGCUGUGCCAGCAAACACAGGCUGGGGAGACAGCAGCAGCAAAGCGCCCAACGGCCCGGGGGUCUGGGGGGACGCGAUAAGCUCUACUGCUGUCACUAAUGCUGCUGCUGCCAAGAGUGGCCACGCCUGGGGCGGGACCGUAAGUCAGGAGGACAAGUCACCCACCUGGGCCGAGCCUCAGAAACCCAGGUCUCAGAACUGGGGAGAGGGACCCAAGUCGAAUCCCGCCUGGGGCGCAGGAGGCGGGGACUGGGCGGACUCGUCCUCUGUGCUGGGACACCUGGGGGACGGGAAAAAAGGCGGCUCCGGAUGGGAUGCUGAGGGCCCUCGGUCAGGGUCCGGGUGGAGUGAGGCUCCACGGUCCGGGCCCGGCGGCUGGGGCAACGGCACACACGCGAAGGUGAAUCCAGGGACGAGCUGGGGAGAGUCGUUAAAGCCUGGCCCCCAGCAGAGCUGGGCGAGCAAACCCCAAGACGCCAGCACCAGUAACUGGGGGGGCGCCGCCUCCGUUAAACAGACAGGAACAGGGUGGAUCGGGGGCCCGGUCCCUGUCAAACAGAAGGACAGCGGUGAGGCCACGGGCUGGGAAGAACCUUCCCCGCCCUCCAUUCGACGCAAAAUGGAAAUUGAUGACGGUACCUCAGCUUGGGGCGACCCGAGCACCUACCACAAUAAAACUGUAAACAUGUGGGACAGAAACAACCCGGGCAUCCAGAGCAGUGCCGCGGCCAGCACCGCCACCGCCACCACCACCACGAGCAACAGCGCCAGCGCGGCCGAGGCGCCCCCGGCACACCAGGCCGGCGCCCAGCUGAACCGGUCGCCGCUGCUCGGUCCAGUUCCGUCAGGCUGGGGAGAAAUGCCUGCUGUUCCUGCGAAGGCGGAGAGCUCCUGGGGAGCCACAUCCCCGCCUCCCGCCCUGGUGGACAACGGCACGGCCGCCUGGGGCAAGCCGCCCAGCAGCGGCAGCGGGUGGGGAGACCAGCCCCCCGAGCCCACGGUGACCUUCGCCAGAGCCGGCGCCCCCACCGCCGCCCCAGCCCUGUGCAAACCAGCUUCAAAAUCUAUGCAAGAAGGCUGGGGCAGCGGCGGGGACGACGCGAACCUCGGGGCCAGCCAGUGGGAAGACGAGGACGGGGGCGUGUGGAACAACGCCGCUUCCCAGGAAAGCACCUCCUCCUGCAGUUCCUGGGGGAACGCCCCCAAGAAAGGACUCCCGAAGGGCCUGAAACCAUCUGGCAAGCAGGACGAGGCUUGGAUCUUGACCCGGCUGAUCAAACAACUCACAGACAUGGGCUUCCCGAGAGAGCCGGCUGAAGAGGCCUUGAAGAGUAAUAAUAUGAAUCUUGACCAGGCCAUGAGCGCUCUGCUGGAAAAGAAGGUGGACGUGGACAAGCGUGGACUGGGAGUGACCGACUACAACGCAAUGGUCCCCAAGCCCCUUGGCUGCCGCCCGCCAAUCUCCAAAGAGUCUUCCGUGGACCGCCCCACCUUCCUUGACAAGGACGGCGGCCUCGUGGAAGAGCCCACGACUUCACCAUUUUUGCCUUCACCAAGCCUGAAGCUCCCCCUUUCCAACAGUGCACUCCCCAGUCAGGCCCUGGGCGGGAUGGCCUCAGGGCUGGGCAUGCAAAACUUGAAUUCUUCUAGACAGACCCCGAGUGGCAAUCUGGGCAUGUUUGGCAGCAGCGGAGCCGCACAAGCCAGGACCACGCAGCAGCCGCCACCGCCGCCCGCGCAGCCCCUGAGCUCCUCCCAGCCCAGUCUCCGCGCUCAAGUGCCUCAGUUUCUAUCCCCUCAGGUUCAAGCACAGCUUUUGCAGUUUGCAGCAAAAAACAUUGGUCUCAACCCUGCACUAUUAACCUCGCCAAUUAAUCCUCAGCAUAUGACGAUGUUGAACCAGCUCUAUCAGCUGCAGCUGGCAUACCAACGUUUACAGAUCCAGCAGCAGAUGUUACAGGCCCAGCGAAACGUUUCCGGACCCAUGAGACAACAGGAGCAGCAAGUUGCGCGCACAAUCACUAACCUGCAGCAGCAGAUCCAGCAGCACCAGCGCCAGCUGGCCCAGGCCCUGCUCGUGAAGCCGCCGCCGCCGCCCCCGCCACACCUGUCCCUGCACCCCUCUGCAGGCAAAUCGGCCCUGGACAGCUUCCCCCCCCACGCCCAGGCCCCCGGCCUCCCCGACCUGCAGACCAAAGAGCAGCAGUCUUCACCCAACACCUUUGCUCCCUACCCGCUCGCUGGACUGAAUCCAAACCUGAAUGUCAACAGCAUGGACAUGACUGGUGGUUUGUCCGUGAAGGACCCGUCUCAGUCCCAGUCCCGCCUCCCUCAGUGGACACACCCCAGCCCGAUGGACAGCUUACCCGGUGCUGCUUCUCCGCUCGACCAGAACCCCAGCAAGCAUGGUGCUAUCCCUGGAGGCCUGAGCCUUGGGCCUCCAGCUAAGUCCUCCAUCGAUGACUCCUACGGCCGGUACGAUCUGAUGCAGAACAGCGAGUCGCCAGCCAGCCCUCCCGUAGCUGUUCCCCACAGCUGGUCGCGUGCCAAAUCCGACAGCGAGAAAAUCUCAAACGGCUCCAGCAUCAACUGGCCCCCAGAAUUUCAUCCUGGAGUUCCGUGGAAAGGACUUCAGAACAUAGAUCCCGAGAAUGACCCUGACGUCACUCCUGGAAGUGUCCCCACCGGGCCGACCAUCAACACCACCAUACAGGACGUCAACCGCUACCUCCUCAAGAGCGGAGGGUCCCCCCCACCACCUCAGACCGCCACGCCGCCUUCCCUGAGUGCCCGGCCACUGGGUGCCUCCGGCUACAGUCGCUCCCUCAGCAGCAUUGCGCCCGCGCCUGGUCUCGCAGGUAAACUGUCAGACAUGAAGUCGACGUGGUCGUCUGGCCCUGCCUCCCACACGCAAGCCUCUCUGUCCCACGAACUGUGGAAGGUGCCCAGAAACACCACUGCGCCCACGAGGCCACCUCCAGGGUUAACCAACCCCAAGCCCUCCUCCACUUGGGGAGCCAGUCCCCUCGGCUGGACCAGCUCUUACUCCUCGGGUUCGGCCUGGAGCACUGACACCUCAGGAAGGACAAGCAGCUGGCUCGUUCUCCGCAACCUCACGCCCCAGAUCGACGGCUCCACCCUGCGGACGCUGUGUUUGCAGCACGGGCCUCUCAUCACCUUCCACCUGAACCUGACUCAAGGCAACGCCGUGGUCCGGUACAGCUCCAAGGAGGAAGCCGCCAAGGCCCAGAAGUCCCUGCACAUGUGUGUCCUGGGAAACACCACCAUCCUGGCCGAGUUCGCCGGCGAAGAAGAAGUGAACCGCUUCUUAGCGCAGGGCCAAGCACUGCCGCCCACCUCCAGCUGGCAGUCCAGCAGCGGGACGGGCCAGGCGCGGCUGGGCGCCUCGGGCGGCUCGCACGGCCUGGUGCGGAGCGACGCCGGCCACUGGAACGCCCCGUGCCUGGCGGGCAAGGGGAGCAGCGACCUGCUGUGGGGCGGGGUUCCCCAGUACUCGAGCAGCCUGUGGGGCCCCCCCAGCAGCGACGACGGCAGGGUCAUCGGCAGCCCCACCCCGCUGAACACUCUGCUUCCCGGCGACCUUCUCAGCGGGGAGUCCCUCUAGCCCGAGGCCGCGUGGGCGCCACCAUCAUCAGCACGGGGAAGACCCGCCGACCCUCUCCAGUCCGGGCGUCGCCGCGGACCCGGCAGCCCUUGCGAGUACCUCUGUCCAGUACUGAAGACGAGCCUCGGCCUCAGUCCUUGCGAACUGUUCCCGAGACAGUGCGGGCUGUGCUGGGCCCGUGUCGCGCGUGGCGACAGGAUGCUUCUCACAGCUUUUCAUUUUGUGUCGUCUUAUGUGUGUAUGGUGUGUUGUCCUUUUGAUUUUUUUAAGUAUAAAAGCUGCUUAGAAUAGUUCUAUCAUGAAGGGCACUUUGCAGAUUGUGGGCUGGAAAGGGUUAUUUUAUCACGGGGUGGGGGGGCGGGGGCGGGAGACGGGAAAGCCUAUUUAAGACGAGCCUGUGACGAUUAUGCACAUUCCCAGGGGCGGAGCCCGCAUCGGGGAGCUGGCGUCCAUCGCGCCCGGCGGGCCUGGCGGCCCAGACCAGUGAGCCGCGCGGAAGGAGCGGUCUGCCAUCUGCUCCCUGUCCCCACGGGUCCGCCUAUGCACAUUACCCUUGUUUCAUUACUUUUUCAUGUCAUUUUUUUAUCCCAAAAAAUAUUUUUUAAAAGUUAAAAAAAUAGACAUAUCAAACAUGCAAAUACUUGAAUCCAGCAGGCCAAUAAUGAAAUGUGAACACUUUCUAAUUCUCCACUUCCAGGUUGACAUCAGUACGCAGAAACAGGCUCUAGGAAACAUUUCUAAGUUCACAGCCUCUGUGUGUGCGCGCGUGCGUGUGUGCGUGUGCGUGUGGGUGUGAGUGGAAACCGAAGCACGUGUGCGUGUGCAGGUGUGUGCGCGUUUUCUGUGUCCGUGUGUGUGUUAAGUGUGUGAGAGAUUUAACUGUGGAUUUUCCCUUUUAUUCAGUAUGUGCUCUUUUUUUUCUUUUUCUUUUCCUUUUUUUUUUUCUUUUUUGGCGCAUUGGUCAAAGGUUUGUUAUUAUUAUUAGCUUCUAACUUUGCACUGAGUGUCCCUGCCCUUCCUUUAGCUAAUCCUAUACAUUAAAGAGAAUUCUUAGGACAGGGCUGGUGACAAUUCAUGUGUAAAUGUUUACUCAAGGACUCUGUUAUUGCGUUUAAAAAUUACAGUGUAUAUCUCUGGAGAAAUAAUAUGUAUACCUACCUUUAGCAGCUUUUUAUUGUGGACUAAUGCAAGAAAAUUAUUACCAGAGUAUUGCACCAUUUUUCCAUUUGGAAUAUAAAGUUAAAGAGAAAAAAAACUCUUGCUGAACUGUGGCCAUAGAUACUUGUGGAGGAUGGAUGGUUCCUCGGGAGGAACGGGAACAAGCACUUGGACGUGGGUUGUGACUGCUUUCGGAGGAGCCCGUGGUGAGGGCUCCCACCUGUUUACAGACCUUUUUUUCUCCUUCAGACUUUAAAAUUAAAAAAAAAAAAAAAAAAAAAAAAAAAAAAAAUUAAAAAAGGAAUUUAAAAAAAAAAAAAAAAGACUUCCGUCGUAAAGAAAGCUAUUUUCAGAAGCAGGUCCGCUCCUUCAGAGCUCUGGGAUUGAGCAGUGUUGUUUUCCCCUCCGGCCAUCGUCGUGGACUCUGUCCACUGUCCCUCCAUCGAGGGACGAGUGGUGGUCACUGUCUUGCACACGCGGAUGCGCUCUCAGGAAAGCCAGGGUUCCCGAGGGGCAGCUCCACACCAUUUCAUGUAUUUUGUAACCCAACUUCUAGCACUGAAGAUGUUAUUAAAAAAACAAGCAAACAAAAAACAAAGAAAAAAAAAAAGAAAAAAAGAGGAAAAAAAAAAC